Messenger RNA from Miscanthus lutarioriparius, 1266 nucleotides. Lineage: Eukaryota; Viridiplantae; Streptophyta; Magnoliopsida; Poales; Poaceae. The record is from the annotation of a GenBank genome assembly.
AUGUUGGAGGAUCAAUCUUGCCUGAUAUCAAGGUCGCUGCCGAGUUCCUGUGAGCAGGAAUCCAGACUAGCUUACAUGACUUACCACCUACUUGAGAUCACGAGGAGUAAGCGCCCGCCUGGGACCCUGUCUAUUGAGCACGACAUUGCUGCAGUGGCAGCAUUGACUAAACGGACCAAGUCCGCUGAGGACCAAAAUGGUGAGGCACUGGAUUGUCAAGGAAGUAAUGAUCAGGGCGACUCAGAUUCAAGCACCCUGAUAAGUUCCAUUGGCCGGGACAACUCAAUCAACUGCCUUGCUCGUUGUUCUCGUUCUGAUUAUGGAUCUAUCGCAUCACUGAACAAGAGUUUUCGAUCACUUGUCUGCAGUGGUGAACUGUACAAGGAACGUCGACAGCUGGGGAUUUCAGAACACUGGGUCUACUUCUCUUGCAAUGUGCAGGAGUGGGAGGCGUAUGACCCCUACCGUUCACGGUGGAUGACGCUUCCAAGGAUGCCCCAUAAUGAAUGUUUCAUGUGCUCUGACAAGGAGUCACUUGCUGUGGGCACUGAACUUCUGGUGUUUGGAAAGGAGAUUCUUUCACAUAUUAUUCUGAGCUAUAGCAUUCUGACAAAUUCAUGGUCACAGGGUGUUGAAAUGAAUGCCCCUAGAUGUUUGUUUGGAUCAGCUAGUUUUGGAGAGAAAGCAAUUAUAGCUGGAGGCAUGGAUGCUGAUGGAAGGGUGCUUCGUUCUGUUGAGCUGUAUAACUCGGAAACUAAGAGAUGGAUAACACUUCCAAGCAUGAAUAAAGCUAGGCGAAUGUGUUCUGGUGUCUUUAUGGAUGGCAAGUUUUAUGUAAUUGGUGGAAUGGCCAGUAACACAGAAGUGCUGACUUGUGGAGAAGAGUAUGAUUUAGAUAGAGGUACCUGGCGGGUGAUAGAGAACAUGUCUGAGGGGCUCAAUGGUGCAAGUGGUGCUCCUCCACUUGUCGCUGUUGUUGAAAAUGAGUUAUAUGCAGCGCAAUACGCCGGAAAGUUGGUAAGAAAGUAUAAUAAAAUGGAUAACUCAUGGACAACAUUGGGGGAGUUACCAGAGCGGCCAGAAGCUGUGAAUGGCUGGGGUAUUGCAUUCCGGGGCUGUGGAGAGCGGCUUUUGGUUAUCGGUGGACCAAGAGUGCUGGGUGGUGGGAUGAUUGAGCUCCAUUCUUGGAUUCCAAGUGAGGGGCCAUUGCAAUGGAACAUGAUCGGAAGCAAAUCUUCAGAUUUUACUCAAGGUUCAAUAGAGUAG